Molecule: messenger RNA, 1398 nt
Organism: Gadus chalcogrammus (walleye pollock)
Lineage: Eukaryota; Metazoa; Chordata; Actinopteri; Gadiformes; Gadidae
Gene: cops6
Product: COP9 signalosome subunit 6
Exons: 10
Coding region: 28-999 (323 amino acids)
Biological process (GO): protein deneddylation
Cellular component (GO): COP9 signalosome
Molecular function (GO): protein binding; metallopeptidase activity
Source: RefSeq, a predicted model, not a curated record
UACUAGGGGAGGAAGAACCCAGCGCGCAUGCGUGGUUCAUCGGACAAGAUGGCGACGAGCAAUGGUGGAGGGAUGGAGGUGGACGGCGCCGCCAGCCCCAGCGUCAUGGCCUCUGGGCUCACCGGCAGCGUGUCUGUUGCCUUGCAUCCACUCGUCAUCCUCAAUAUAUCAGAUCACUGGAUACGGAUUCGCUCACAGGAGGGGCGGCCGAUGCAGGUGAUUGGAGCCCUGAUUGGGAAACAGGAAGGUAGAAACAUUGAGGUGAUGAACUCCUUCGAGCUGCUCUCCCACACCGUAGACGAGCGAGCACAUAUCGACAAAGAGUACUACUACACCAAGGAAGAACAAUUCAAACAGGUGUUCAAAGAGAUGGAGUUCCUGGGCUGGUACACUACAGGAGGUCCACCAGAACAAUCUGACAUCCAUAUUCAUAAGCAGAUCUGUGAGAUCAUCGAGAGUCCUCUGUUCCUGAAACUCAACCCGUUGACCAAACACACAGAUCUUCCUGUUACAGUUUUCGAGUCAGUGAUUGACAUAAUCAAUGGCGAGGCCACCAUGUUGUUUGCGGAGCUCACCUACACGCUGGCCACUGAGGAGGCAGAGAGGAUCGGCGUCGACCACGUGGCUCGCAUGACCGCCACGGGCACGGGCGAGAACUCCACCGUGGCCGAACACCUCAUCGCGCAGCACAGUGCCAUCAAGAUGCUCCACAGCCGAGUGAGGAUAAUCCUGGAGUACGUGAAGGCGGUGGAUGCAGGCGAGGUGCCGUUUAACCAUGAGAUCCUCCGGGAGGCCAACGCUCUGUGCCAUCGACUGCCAGUCCUCAGCACCAUCGCAUUCAAAACAGACUUCUACGAUCAAUGCAACGACGUCGGCCUCAUGGCCUACUUGGGGUCCAUCACCAAGACGUGCAACAGCAUGAACCAGUUCAUCAACAAGUUCAACGUGCUGUACGACCGGCAGGGGAUCGGCCGCAGGAUGAGAGGACUCUUCUUCUGAGCGGCGGGAGGAGCUGGAGAACACAAUGAACUCACAAGCACUGCUGGUUUAUCUUUACUUUUUUGCUCGCCUUUCUUUUGGUUUUCUUUUUUCUUCGUUUUUUUUUUUCUUUUGGUCAGGUCAGACAAAUGUACUGGAUGUUCCUGGUCAAAUGCAAGCGCAUCGAAAACAAAAUACCCCCCCACACUGUACUACACAACUUGGUAUAAAGAGAUCUAAGUCACUUCGGAUGGUUUAUGUUGAGUGCACAUUCAGAUAAAUCCCAUGUACAUGAUCCCCUAAAAAAAAUGUUUUAGCCCUCUCCCCCUUUGAUUUGCUUUGCUCCGUUGAUGUUGAAUGUUUUCGUAUGUAAUAAAUAACUUGAUUUUUCAUGGGACUUGUAUUCUUUUUUUGAAUUAA